Molecule: messenger RNA, 4619 nt
Organism: Strigops habroptila (Kakapo)
Lineage: Eukaryota; Metazoa; Chordata; Aves; Psittaciformes; Psittacidae
Gene: PAK6
Product: p21 (RAC1) activated kinase 6
Exons: 11
Coding region: 659-2662 (667 amino acids)
Biological process (GO): protein phosphorylation; intracellular signal transduction; regulation of MAPK cascade
Cellular component (GO): cytoplasm
Molecular function (GO): protein serine/threonine kinase activity; ATP binding
Source: RefSeq, a predicted model, not a curated record
GAGAGUUUCCCUCCAGACCCUUCUUUCUCCUCUCACUCGGAAUUGUCCUCUACCGGCAUUGUUGCAGCAGGACUGCCAGACAUUAAUGCUUUAAUGUAUUUGGGGACAGAGUACUGACAAACCAGAAGAGAAGUUUGUGGCUGUGGGGUUGGCUCUUUCCUGUGCCCUGCUCCUCGGGUUGCCUGUCUCCCAGCCAUUCGUCUUUCCUUUCCUAACUCUCAUUCCCCUUUCCCUCUUCCAUCCUUAGUCUUCCCACCCCUUCCUCUCCUCUGAGCCUGACCCUUCGCUCUACUUGCCCCUCCUUCCCAGCCGAUCCCUCCCCCUGCUCUGGAUCUGCUGGCUGUGGGAUUUUUUCUCAUGCUCCCUGGCAGAUGUGACAGCUUUUGGAACUGUAUCAUCUAGGAACAGCUAUAUGUGGAGUUGAAAAACCUAACGUGGUUUCCCAGGCAGCAGGAAUGGAUCGCUGAGAGAAUACCAAUCUCCGACUGCUUUUGUCUUGUGGUAGUGACUUUUCUUAUUUAUGUUUGUGACAUUUCGUACAGUGCAGUUGUCAGCAGUGAAUGAAAGAGUAAAGUCUAGGAGAUGAUUAUAAAAUCAGUGUCACAGGAUUUGUGCUGUUGUAUUAAAGGGAUGCUGUCUGCGUUAAAAUACAGGCAUCAUGUUCCGCAAGAAGAAGAAGAAACGCCCGGAGAUCUCUGCUCCACAGAACUUUGAGCACCGUGUCCACACUUCCUUUGACCCAAAGGAGGGCAAAUUUGUGGGUCUGCCACCUCAAUGGCAGAACAUUCUCGACACGCUGAGGCGCCCCAAGCCAGUGGUAGACCCCUCAAGGAUCACGAGGAUGCAACUCCAGCCUAUGAAGACCGUGGUGAGGGGCAGCACAGUGGAAGUGGAAGGUUAUAUCUCCGGGAUACUCAACGACAUCCAGAAGCUUUCUGCCAUCAGCUCCAACACUCUGAGGGGAAGGAGCCCCACCAGCAGGAGGAGAGCACAGUCCCUGGGGCUCCUGGGGGAGGACAGACCCCCAGACAUGUACCUUCAGAGUCCUGAAGCAGACUGGGCAGACAAAUAUGGAAACUACCUCAAUUGCAAUGGUGGGACCAAGGUGACCCGGAGGCAGACAAUGUGGCCAGAUUAUAAACCUCGAUUGGAAGGACAAUCUCAUCCCAAUGGAAUGGUAAUGAAAGCCCAAUCCCUCGGGCCCUCGGAGUUCCAGGGUGCUGAUGGCAGCUGCCUCCAGCGUGCUUCUGGAUUGCAGCACAUGCCAACUCUACCAGGGGACAGUGAGAAGACAGGAAAGAAAUGCUCAGAAGAGUGCUGGCCUCAGCCUUGUCUGGUACGACAAGCAAACUCCAGGCCCGCAGGGGAGGGCAGCCCGAGCUCCAAAUCAAGGGAGAACAGCUUGAAGAGGAGGCUCUUACGCAGCGUGUUCCCCUCAUCCAGUGGCUCGAACAAGCCAGGCCCUUCCCUGCAGAUAAAGCCUAACGCUUUCUUCAGGCCCCAGCAAUGGGGUUCCCCACGCAGCCCUGCCGCCAAAGCCCAGUCUCUUCCACCAGACCAGCCUGCAUCUGAUUUCCCCAGGAUGAUCUCAGAAGCUGGGACCCCCCAGAAGUCCCCACCAGUGGAGAAGGCAAUGGCAGUGCCACAGGGCAGGCCCUCCCCUGCUGGGUCUCCUCGGAACCGGCAGACUCAGACAAGUUCCAGCAACCUCCACCUUCCCCAGGACUCUUCUGUGAAGGGGCAGCUGGCCAGUGAGGACCCGGUGGUUGUGACUCAUGAGCAGUUCAAAGCUGCCCUGAGGAUGGUUGUGGAUCAAGGGGACCCUCGGACAUUGCUGGAGAACUAUGUGAAGAUUGGUGAAGGGUCCACAGGCAUUGUCUGCAUUGCUCGAGAGAAGCACUCAGGGCGGCAAGUGGCUGUGAAAAUGAUGGACCUGAGAAAGCAGCAGCGCCGGGAGCUCCUUUUUAAUGAGGUGGUGAUAAUGAGAGACUAUCAACAUGUCAAUGUAGUGGAGAUGUACAAGAGCUACCUCGUGGGAGAGGAGCUCUGGGUGCUGAUGGAAUUCCUGCAGGGGGGAGCCCUCACAGACAUCGUGUCUCAGAUCAGGCUAAAUGAAGAGCAGAUUGCAACAGUGUGUGAAUCAGUGCUGCAGGCUCUGACCUAUCUUCACUCUCAGGGGGUCAUUCACCGAGACAUUAAGAGUGACUCCAUCCUUUUGACACUGGAUGGAAGGGUCAAACUCUCAGAUUUUGGCUUCUGUGCUCAGAUCAGUAAAGACGUACCUAAGAGGAAGUCCCUAGUAGGUACUCCCUACUGGAUGGCUCCAGAAGUUAUUGCGAGGAUACCAUACACUACCGAGGUGGAUAUCUGGUCUCUGGGGAUCAUGGUGAUAGAGAUGGUGGAUGGAGAACCCCCCUAUUUUAGUGACUCUCCAGUCCAGGCAAUGAAGAGACUCCGUGACAGUCCUCCUCCCAAGCUGAAGAACUUCCACAGGACCUCCCCAGUCCUGAGAGACUUCUUGGAGAGGAUGUUGACCCGGGAUCCGCUGGAAAGAGCAACGGCACAAGAGCUUCUGGAUCACCCCUUUCUACUCCAGACAGGACUUCCAGAGUGCCUGGUCCCCCUUAUCCAACAGUACAGGAAGCGAACCUCUACCUGCUGAUUACCCGAGGGGAAAUGCCAGGAAAAAGUGAUGUUUAUUAAACACAGAUUAACAAAGAUCAAGAGUUUUUGUUAAUCCUGAUAGAUUAACAGGCAGUCUCGCCCUGUGAAUGGUGCUUGGAACUUGUCAUCGGUCAUUUUAGAGGCUGAAUGGGAAUUCUGUCCUUGCAUUCUCAGCCUUUUGUGGCUUCUCUUUUGCUGAAGACAAUCAAUACAGACUGGAUCCCAAUAAGAGCAAGUAUGUCUCAAGAACAAAGCAGGUGUUUGGUAUCUUGUGGAUUGCUGCUUCUGAAGAAUGGCAUUUUAACGUGGAGUCUGAAGUUGCAUAUCAGAAUGUCUGCAGGUUCCUGCAAACCUUGGCUGCUGACUACUGAACUGGAACACUAUUUCCCCAUUACGAAUGUGAUCUUUGUUUCCUUUGUUGUACACUGGAGCCUUGAGCUGACUCAAACGUACAUUGUGGGGCACAGGCCCCUUGAAACUCUCAGACAAUGCACAAAGACUUGACAGGUUUUUUCCUCUGAGACCUUUUCACAGAUGAUUUUAAUUUCCUUGGGUGAAACGUGGACCUCGAAAACUGUACAUAUUUUCCUAGGGAGCAGAUGUGAUAUGUAUAUAUUUGUUUCUAAAUGGCUUUCUUGCAUCAUCAUGCUUCUCUUUUGCUGAGGAAUAUGUAUGGUUUAGUGGUCAAUCUUGAAUCCAUUUCAUGUUCUUUAACUUUUGGAGGGGGAAACCCUUGGACACAGGCUUCAAAACAGACUCUGGCAACAGGUAUUCCUGCCACCAGGAUCUCGUGUUUGAAAAUUCACUAUAUGCAACACCUUCAGUGCUGGUUGGAAUGUGGAAGCUGGUUCCUGUGUUUGGUUUCCAGGCACCUUUCUUUCCCAGUCCUUCCUCCCAGGAGAGGCCUCCCUGGGACAAUCAUUGGGGAACACUUUGAGGAUGCUCAAGGAGACUGAAUGGAAGAGUUUGAGCUGUCCUGCACAUCCCAGGAGAGAGUUUUGUGUUCACGAGGUGCUUUGUUGAGCCUCUGUCUCCCCGGCUUGCUACCGCAGAACAUGGGGAGCAGAGAAACCUUUAAUGUAUGUUCCAUUCUUGGUGUGCCCCUUCCCACCACCCCUUUGCCGAUGCAUUUGGAAGGUUGCUGGUUGUCUAAACUGCUCUUUUAGCUCUUUUGAAAUAGAUGUAGCUAUUUUAUAUGAUACACUUUCUGAUCAGUGAGCUGGUCAAGGGUCAUUGGACUCGAGGUCAGGAUGUGACGUUGUACAGUAACAGUGUGUGUUGUGAGGUCUCAAGAGUAUAAUCUUACACGUGGAACUCGGAUCCUUUUUGGAAACUCCAGAUACAAAUUUAUUGGGAUUUAAGUUAUUCCUGGGACAGUUGUUCUGUCUCAAACUAACCUCAUAGUUGCAGAAGAUGUCACUAAGUUCUAUCCUCUGCUAUUGACUCCAGUUAAAGAUCCUGCUUCAGAAUUGAAGCCACAGUUGAUUACUUGAAGUAAUUUGGGAUGGAAUUCAUCUGCACUGAUGCCAGCCAGCAAAUGGUGGGCACCCAGUCUGCGAGGCAUAUAGCCUGGCUCUGCAGAGCAUGGUGAGGGGAACACCUCAGAGGUGGUUCAUCUCUGUUAUCUCAGAUACCUGCUGAAGGACACAUCGCUGUCUCUCACACCACUCACUCUGCCUGUGGCCAGUACAGGGAUGGGGGUGGUUUGUCUAGACUGGAUGUCUGCGUUUGGGGCUGAUGAAGUUGGUUGGAAUGAAUUCAUUUGGCUCCUCUUUAGCUGCACUGGAAGGUUUUGAUGUAAAAUGUUUCUGUAUUCCAGAUAUCCUGCUUUUUUUAUGCCAAAGAGCAGGGCUUUGAGAAGAUUUCUAAUUUGAAACAAAGGACCCUGCUCGUCUGUAGUUGUGAAUCCUUUGCACUCGUGUUUUAAAUUAAAGUAGAUCUUGAUUUAUUCAUAA